CAAGUGGACAUAGGAGUGUCUGUGUAACUUUGUAAGUAGUAGUAGUCGCAAUUAUUUAAGAAUUAGGUAAGAAUAAAAUAAGGAGCGGCGCAAUUGUAAAAACCUCAAGGGAAUUUUAAAGUUCACAACACCACCAUUGACGACGCAAUCGGAACGUUGCCGCCGGAGAUCUGGUUCUGAGUGUAAGAAGUUUACGAAUGUUGCGGAACGCUGUUCUGUGCAACAUUUGGCGUUUCAGUAAGCUAUGAAGGAGGUUAUUCUUGGAUUACCUGGAUCAUGGGCUGAAGAUAAUCUAGAGAUUGCUGAUCACUAUUCAACUAAAAUUGGAGGUCUUCCUGACUGGCCUUUUCCUGAGUCAUCUUUCGGACCAGAUGGCCUUGAAUGUUGUUCAUGUAAAGCUAAACUGUGCCUUGUUUCACAGGUAUAUGCACCAAUUCAUGGUUUAGGGAUAAUGAUUGAAGAGCGUGUAAUCUACAUUUUUGGUUGCACAAAUCCACCUUGCGAAAGCUGGCGUGCUAUCCGUGUUCAGAAGCCUGGUAAUUGUGGGGAAUCAGAAAUUGCUGGCAUUGAAGCUGCUCCUUCAAAUAUAUCUUCUUUGGUUGACAUAAAGUCUUUGGAUGAAUCAGAAGAUGUGGGAGAUGAUGAUGAUGAUGACCUAAACAUGGAGGAUUUGGGCCGGGCCCUUUUUGAAGCUGCAAGCCAUGCUUCUAAAUCCAUUAAACCAGACACGAAGGAUAAUUCUCAGAGUCAUGCAAAGGCUCUUUCAUCGAGCCCAAAAACUAGGAAAGCUGAUUCCACUACUCUUGUGCUGCCUUGCUUUUAUUUAUACAACCAAGAGGAUGGUUCUUCCCAGGAAUUGUCAGCUGUUUGUUCAACAUAUCCUUUACUUUCAGACAAGGAUGCACUAGUUAAUAAUUAUUAUAAUUGUCCAAUAGAGGAAGAAAUUUGGGAAGAGGAAGGUUAUGAAUAUGACAAAGCUUUGAAUGCGGAUAGGACUUACCUGAAGUUCAAGAAAAGACUGGACAAAUGUCCAGAGCAAUGUUUUAGGUAUUCCUUUGGUGGGAAGCCUUUGUUGGCUACUGGAGAUGUGGGUGACCUGAGACCAUGCAGCCUCUGUGGUGAACCAAGGCAUUUUGAAAUGCAGCUUAUGUCUCCAUUAGUUUAUUUUUUACAAGAAAGGGCUGUAGGUGGAGGAAGAGAUUUGCUAGAGAACUGGAAUUGGAUGACACUAAUUGUAUUUACAUGUUCAAAGAGCUGCUUUAAGAAGGCAGAUGAUAAAAUGUGCAACUUGAAUGGUUGGACAGUUGUAGACGAGACUGUUGUAGCUCAAUUUGAGAAGCCUCUGACCGAAUCAUCUCCAUUAGGUUAUUUCUCUUGAUUUUUAGAAUAUCUUGAUAAUAACCAUUAUAUUACUAGUUUUCCGGCAUUUGAUUGCCUGAUUUUGCUGGUGUUUCAGAUAUUUUGAUCAACUAUACUUGUAACUGACUAGAGAGGUAACUAAUAAUAUGUUUCAGAUAUUCUAA
This is a messenger RNA of Amaranthus tricolor (Joseph's coat), 1523 nucleotides long. Its product is annotated as probable 20S rRNA accumulation protein 4. Bases 245 to 1378 code for a protein of 377 amino acids. Gene Ontology annotation, cellular component: cytoplasm. Lineage: Eukaryota; Viridiplantae; Streptophyta; Magnoliopsida; Caryophyllales; Amaranthaceae. The record is from RefSeq and is a predicted model, not a curated record. The transcript has 9 exons.